AACACUCCCUAGUUUUUUUAAUCCUUGUCAUGGUCCCUACCAAGAUCAUAAUUUAUUCAAAAACCAGAAACAGAACUGGAAAACCACGUUUCAAACUAUAAACUCAACAAUCUUAUUAAAUCAUUAAUGAUUGCAAAACAAACAAUAUAAAUAACAAGGUUAUAUAUCCUCUACCACAACAAGGUUAUAUAUCAGACAAAAAAAAAAAAGACCAAAACUUUUUCAAGUACUGUUAUUACCUUUCUUCUGACCCCUUUUUACUUAUGUUUCCUCUGCUAUCUCCCGUAUCUCCUGCUUCAAAAUGGUUGGGCUUUGUGACAGCCAUAUGGGUCCAAGCAAUCUGUGGUAACAAUUACACCUUUGCCAACUACUCUGAUGCUCUGAAAUCUCUCAUGGCACUGACCCAGCUCCAGCUAAAUAAUCUCUCAGUCGCUAAAGAUGUUGGCAAGGCCUUUGGGCUGCUCUCCGGCCUGGCUUCAGAUCGUUGGUCCACUUCCACCAUACUCAUUAUCGGCUCAGUUGAAGGACUCAUAGGAUAUGGAGUUCAAUGGCUUGUUGUCAGUCAGAGAAUCAGCCCCCUUCCAUAUUGGCAGAUGUGCAUCUUUCUUUGCUUCGGAGGAAACAGCACAACAUGGAUGAACACAGCAGUUUUAGUGACAUGCAUGAGAAAUUUCCCCAAAAACAGAGGCCCAGUUUCCGGGAUUCUCAAAGGCUACGUCGGACUAAGCACAGCAAUCUUCACAGACGUUUCCACAGCUCUCUUCUCCUCCGACCCAUCCACUCUCCUCCUCACCCUCGCCGUCGUCCCCGCCGUCGUCUGCCUAACCGCCGUCAUAUUCCUCCGCGAAACGACGUCGUUUCCCACCAGCCCAACAGACGAAAAACGACAAACCCAAUACUUCAACGUCUUCAACGCUAUAGCCAUUCUCGUCGCUCUCUACCUCCUGGUCUUCGACGUCACCGGAAGUCACAGUCGACUUCUCUCUCUGGGAUUCGCAGCUGGACUCCUCGUUCUCCUAGCCUUGCCAUUGGGUGUCCCUCUUUACUCGCUUCUGUCAAAACCCAGACCCAGUUCCGACGUAGAACGACAAAUUCAGAAGCCAUUGCUAGAAGAGCCGAAAGAGGCAGAGAAGGAGGAGAGUGGAGUUGAAGUAGAGCUGUCACAGCGGCGGCCAUUGAUCGGAGAAGAGCACAGCGUGGUUGAGAUGAUUGGAACUUUGGAAUUUUGGGUAUUGUUCGUGUCGUUUUUGUGUGGAGUGGGAACUGGGCUGUGCGUGAUGAACAACAUGGGGCAAAUGGGGGCGGCUCUGGGCUACUCCGACGUCUCCAUUUUUGUGUCGUUCACAAGUAUCUGGGGAUUCUUGGGUCGAAUUGGCUCUGGCUUAGUCUCCGAAUACUAUAUUGGGAAAUUUGGGACCCCAAGGCCAAUAUGGAAUGCAAUUUCUCAAGUGAUAAUGGCAUUUGGGUACAUUUUUAUGGCAUUAGCUUUGCCUGGAUCACUUUAUGUGGGCUCGAUUUUGGUGGGCAUAUGCUAUGGUAUUCGUCUCACUAUAACAGUCCCAGUUGCCUCUGAGCUAUUUGGGCUCAAAUAUUAUGGGCUUCUCUACAACAUUCUCAUCCUCAACCUUCCAUUGGGCUCAUUCCUCUUCUCGGGCCUGCUUGCCGGGUUUCUAUACGAUGCUCAGGCCCAAACCACUGCUGGAGGUGGCAACACUUGUAUUGGGCCUCAGUGUUACAUGCUUGUGUUCGUUAUCAUGGCCCUUGUUUCCAUUAUUGGGCUUGGGCUUGACCUGUUGCUUGCUUUUAGAACAAGGAAUCUCUAUUCCAAUAUUUGUGCAGACAAGAAUAGUGUUACUUCUUCACCACCAUCACCAUCUCCCAAUGCUAAAGCAUAAAAUUUUUUAUUCUUUAUGUUUUUUUUAAAGAGAAUAUAACAUUUGUUA
Humulus lupulus (European hop) is the source of this 1943-nucleotide messenger RNA. Its product is annotated as protein NUCLEAR FUSION DEFECTIVE 4-like. The transcript is spliced from 3 exons. The record is from RefSeq and is a predicted model, not a curated record. Lineage: Eukaryota; Viridiplantae; Streptophyta; Magnoliopsida; Rosales; Cannabaceae. Bases 264 to 1895 code for a protein of 543 amino acids. Gene Ontology annotation, cellular component: membrane.